UAUAACUGCCAUAAAUGAAUCCUGAAAAGAUUUUGAGGCUCAUUAUACUGAUUACUUGUGAAAGUAAAUUAGAAGAAAAUGUCAAGAAGAUUGCUCGUUUGAGGAACGGUAGUGACAUCUAGCAUCGCAUUUAUUUGUCGGCUGUCAACUGGCUUCCUGUCGUAAUGGAGUUGCGUAUUAGACAGAAAUUGGGCUUCACACAUGGUCGCCAUUUUCGAGCUGAAAAUCGGUGAUUGUGUUUGUUGAUGCUCUAAUUGAGCCGGCAUUUCUUUUGCUGAUUAAAUAAAUUUUAAUUGUGUGAUCUCAUUAUGAUCAACUACAUAUGUUGCAUCACGAUAAUUAUUAUAUUUUCUUUGUGAAUCUAAGAGCACUGGUAGAAUUCCACUGUAAAGUGAAGUGUACAAAUUGCAUACUUUACGUAAAGUGCAUUUCUAUCAUGGCUGAGAGUGACAAGACGUUAAUUGAUGAUGGUAAUCUUAGCAACAAUAAUCGGAAAAAUAGUGCUCCAAAUAUUGUUCCACAUACAUCGGGAACUGUGCAUCCAGAUACACACCCUACACAUCAUGCUGCAGUUAGUGAACCUUCGACAUUAAAAAGAAAACAAACUUCUUUUCAAAUUACUAGUGUUACCGUAAAAGGAUCGCGUUUAAGUACUGAUGGUGGUGAGGAUAGUGCUGAUGAUUUAGAUGAGAGUCACACGGAAGAUGCAAGUUCAGAUAUUUUGGAUUGUUCAAGAACCACCGAUGUUGACAAUGACCAGUUGUCGGAAGACACUAACAACACCAACAACGAUGAAACGUCAUCUCAUGCUCCAUCCAUUCCUGUUAAAUGUAAAAAAGAACUGCCAGUCAAACAAGAUAAACAAAAUGAUAAUGUUGCUAAAUUUCCAUCCGAAGCUUCCAAAAUUGUAAAAUCUAAUUUGCCAUGUGAGAAUACUCAGACUGACUGUGUGAAACCUCCUGCCCUUCCAGAUCAAUGGCAGCACAGGUUUAGAGUUGUAAAAAUUGUACGUAGUGAACCGUUUAAGAGAGGCCGUUGGGUGUGUAUGGAUUUUAUGGAUCCACCUGCUCCUGUAACAGAAGCUAAAGUUGAAAUUGUAGAAACAGCUGUUAGUGCUAAUGUUCAGUUAAUAGGUUCUUUAUCAGAUAAUAUACCUGCUGAUAAAAUUGCACAUAUAUACGAAAUUUCACCCAGUGAAAUGUCGGAUAGUGUGUCAGUAGCUGCUGGUUCUGAUCGGAAUCAACAACCAAUGUAUGGAAUAUUUCUUCCCCUUAAUAAUGGCCAGUAUCCACUUAUUACAGGUAUGCAUUCAAGAGUUUUACAACCAUUGGAAAGAGAAGUAAAGCCUCAAGAAUCAGCACAAUCUAUUGCAUCUGGUGAUCGAACACUUCACCAGCAACACAGUACGUCUAAAUUGUCUCAACCUCAAAAUGUCAGUCCUCAACAAUCGCAGAACAUAGCUGCCAGCUUGCCACAGUCACAAAGUACGACUGCUUAUGUACAGCAAUCCCAGAAUAUUUCAACUAAUUUACAGCAAUCUCAAAAUGUUGCCUGUAAUACUCAGCAAACACAAAAUGUUAUGCAGCAACCACCAUGUAGUUCAGCAAGUAGACAGCAAUCUCAGAAUGUUACUAUGAAUAUGCAUCAAGCCCAGAAUGUUUCAACUAGUAUGCAGCAAGUUCAAAACGUUGCAGGUAUGCAGCAAUCUCAAAAUAUUUCAACAAAUAUUCAGCAAUCGCAAAAUGUAACUACUAAUUUACAACAAAUGGGAAAUUUACAACAUUCUCAUGUUCCUGCUAGCAUGCAGCAGUCUCAAAAUACUACAUCUAAUUUACAACAGCAACAACAGAAUAUUGCACCUAAUUUGCAACAGCAACAACAGAAUAUUGCACCUAAUUUGCAACAGCAACAACAGAAUAUUGCGCCUAAUUUACAACAGAAUAUAGUAUCUAAUUUACAGCAACAGAAUAUCGCAUCUAACUUGCAACAGCAACAACCGAAUAUUGUAUCUAAUUUACAGCAACAAAAUGUACCUUCUGCUAUGCAACAACAGAGUAUUCCAAGUACUCAUUAUUCAACUCAAAAUGCUGCUCCUUCAUCUAUAAAUGAGAAUCAGCAACCUAUAUCUUGUCAAACUACUCAAGGAAUGCAAGGCAUUCCUUCUCAAAAUCCUCAAUUGCCCCUUCAAACUCCUGCAAGCGUACACACUUUACCACAAUCUCAAAAUAUUACAAAAGAUCCAGGAAGUGUUACUGUUCAACAAGUUGCUGUUGGAGAUUCAAAUGUGAAAAAUUUACCAAAUUAUCCUGCAGUUCAUUCUCAAUCACAAAUGACUCCAGAAUCUCAAUCUCUCAUGCAACAAAAUGUGCAGAAACAGACUGUAACUGUUACUCCUCCUCAAAGCAUUUCUGAAACUUCUAUAAAGGCUCCAAAUGAAAUUUCUUCCACACCUCAAAUAGGUGAAGUAUCAGUUAAUCAGUCUGUUUCCAAACAGUCUCAAAUUCCAGUAGUAAGCGUGGCACAAACUUCCAUUCCUGCUACCCAAGUAUCGUCUUCUGCAAACAUUCCAGAGGUUUCACCAAUUAGUAUCAAAAAUCCAGAGGCAGUUGUUCCUAGUCAAAUAAUUCAAAAUCAUAUAGAAGCAAAGGAAGUGAGAACUCCUCCGUCUACAAAUUUACAAGUUUCUCAAGAAGUUUUGGCUGAAAUUCCAGCAGUAAAAAAUGAUAUUAAUGGUGAAGAAUCUGAAAGUGUUCCUAGUGGGACCAGUACUGUAGCUAUUGAUAACAAAAUAGAACAGGCAAUGGAUUUGGUGAAGAGUCAUUUAAUGUUUGCUGUGAGAGAAGAAGUGGAUGUUUUGAAAGAAAAAAUUACUGAAUUGAUGGAAAGGAUAUCGCAACUCGAAUAUGAAAAUAAUUACUUAAGAGCAAAUGCAACUCAACAAACUCUUGAACAACUUAACCAGUCGCAACUUCUUCAACAGCAGCAACAAAAUCAGCCUUCUACAGUUUCUAUGAACUCACUUCCUCAAGUUUCGCAACAGACCACUCAGCAACAUCAAAUGAAUAUUCAAAAUCAACAACCUACUUCAUAACAGUCAAUAAAAUUUUCCGUAUUAGUGUACUAAUUGUAUUGGAAGAAAUUUUGGUAGUCCUGCAACUGUGGUCAGUUUUAGAACUACAAAAACGUUAACUUGGAAAAUAAGUAUUUAUUGUAUUUGCAUUUCGUGCCUAUUUCUAUUACUUAACAGUUUCCUGCUUUGGAAAGCCUUAUGAAACUCAAAAUGGUGUAAGGAAAAAUUUGGAAUUUGUGUAAAUAUAUAUAUAUUCUUUUUCUAUCAGUAACAUUUUUUUUUGUUGCUAAAAUUGAAGCUUGCAGGUACAUAAAACUGCUUUUCUCUAUAUUUGACAUGAAUGUUUUUAAACAGUUAAUUUAAUAUGUAUUAGUCAUUAAAAAAAAUCAUCCUUUUUAUUUUUAACAUUAACAAUUAGCAUCCAUUAUCAACAUUGAAUAAAUAAUGUGAAAUGUAUAUUUAUGCAUACAUACAUAUAUAUAUAUAUUUACUGUUACUUAAUUUCAUUUCAAAUUUGUUAAGGUGUUUAAUUGGAUUGGUCAUUUGUUCUGUAUCAUUUAAGAAGUACUUAUAUAAACUGUCACUAUGUGCAGCACUACCAGACAAAUUCAUUAUGCAUAGUAUGUUCUAUAGUAACUGAUUGAAUUUGAUUGAUUGUAAAGUAGUUUAUUGGAUUAUGGAAAUUAAAAUAUAAUAUUAGACUUGCUGCAUACAGAUUAAGACAAUGGAAUAUUCGCUUGAGUAUAAGAAAUUUUAGAAAUUCCUAAUUUAUUCCAUUUUCUGUAUAGUGUGACUUAUUUCAGUAGAUGAGUUUUUAAAAUUAAGGAAUAUUUUAAAGUCUUUUUAAAAUAUUUUUAGAUUUGCCAUUUCUUUUGUAUUUUUCUCAUCAAAAGAUGCUUGUCUCCAAUAACUGUAAUUCCAACCAGUUUUUAAAUUUUGUGUUUCAAGUGCCUGCUCUGGAAUUGUUUAUAGGAUAAAUUAAUUGUAACUUAUUUUACAAUCAGUAUUAAGUGCUUCAAUUUAUUAUGCUUAAAAUAUUAGGUGUAUGCUUACACAAAGUGCUUCAAUGAGAUAUAAAAAACCAUUCCUUAAAUGUGAACGAACAAUGUGCCACAAUUUAUGUCUGUGUCAUGUCUUUUGAACGAAUGCGUGCAAGGGGGAAAAUGUGUUGCUUUCGCUGGACCAAUGCAAGAUGUACAGAAGACUUUUGUAUAUCUUUGGAAAAAACAAAAAAACUGUGUAGCAAAGUGAAAUGUGUCAAAUUCUUACACUCUUUGGAUUGUUAUAAUGAGUGCUGUUGGAUUUGAUGCAAUUGAUCUGUACAGAAACUUUUUCUCACAAGAAAAACAGUUCUGUCAUAAUACGCCUUAUAGGUUGCAAAUUGUGAUAAAAUUAAAUACUGUAGAGGUUGUGGUAUUGUAUAUUGUAACCUUUAAAAAAUUGCCAAGGGAAAUUCAAAGAGAACCACUUUAUAAAAUGUGAUAAGUGUAUUUAAUUCUCAGAGACGUUCUUCUCUUUUUCAAUUACCUUUCUUUUUUUCUUUUUAGUUUCUUUCUUUCUUCUUUUUUUUUCCCCCCCCUAAGUCACUUAAAAAUAGUACAUUCCUUACAACUUACGUUGGUGCUCAGUUUAUGGGUGCACUUUUUUUUUUUUUUUCUUUCAACCUGUUAGGUGCUAUUGUGAUCAUCAGUUUUACCGUUCCUAAUCACAAGUAUUUUCUACUGUGAUGUAUCAUAUGUAGCUCAUGCUUUAUGUAGAACUGACGAUUGAAAGGGCUUAUAAUGUAUAUUAGUAUGUAAAUUAAUAUUGCAUUGGGGCAAAGGAGCUGGGGCCAGUUGUUUAUCUUAGAAAGGGAAGGAAAAAACCAGAAAAACAUCUAUAGAUAAAUGAUAGACAUUUUAGCUUGGAAUUUCUGUGGAACUUUGACUCCUCUGCUUCAAUGCUUUAACAUUGCCACUGUUUAUUUCUCUUACAGUGUGAUAUAGUCAUCAGCUUGUAUAAAAAAAAUUCUGUAAUUCUGGCUUAAAUACUAAAGUUCAUUUUUUAAAGGGAAAAACGACUUUUAUGUAAAAAAAUUAUGUUUUAAACCUUAUUUUGCAGCAAUGUGAUUGUGUUAAAAUUUUAAAAUUAUGUUUAAUUGUGAAUUCUCUUCUAUUGUCUUUAUUUUUUUUCUAUGCUGAAUAAUGUUUUUAAAAAAGCUAUGAAGUAGAUGAAUUUUCAAAAUUCUUGGCAACAAUCCCUAUUUUUUUAAUUAACUUGCAAUAUAAUUAUAACCAUUCUAUAAACGAUGCAAUAAAUAUGCUUUCAAAAAUAGUGCAAUAAUUUAUUUAAUAAGAAUGUGUAUUGUAUAUGAACAUAAUUAAUUUUAAUUCAUUUAUCUUACAUUGGCAUUUUCAUAUAUAAGAUCUUUUUUAAACUAUUAGGAACAGAAUUAAUUAUUUAGGAAUUUUUUAAAAAUGAAAAUUGUAAUAGGGUAAAAUUUUAGAAAUUCCAUAUUUAUCAUAAGGAAAUUAAAAAAAAAUUAUAGCCCAAUUAUCCUGAUCAAUGUGUAAGUUGAACACUUUUUUCCCCACCAUUUAUACACUAAAUUACUUUUUUUAGAUUUUAAUUUUGUAUGCAAGUUGCCAAUGAAAAACUAUAGGUAUAAUAAGUAGUUGAUUGUGAAAAACAGAAAAUAAUGAAGGAAAGAAAAUCAUAUUGAUUGUAAAAAAAAUAAUAAUAAAAUUAGAAAUCUGGUAUCAAUUUAAAUGUAAUUAAUUUUGGAGAAAAUAAAAGGUUCUAAUAUGACUUAUACAAAAUAAUAAUAAUGGUAGAUUGUUUUGAAAAAUUGAAGUUAUGAUUCAAGUUAAUUUUUUAAAUAAACAAAUAAACCUAGUAUAUUUGAACAAGCAGUAAUGUAAUU
This is a messenger RNA of Argiope bruennichi, 5972 nucleotides long. RefSeq names its product protein bunched, class 2/F/G isoform-like. Lineage: Eukaryota; Metazoa; Arthropoda; Arachnida; Araneae; Araneidae. The transcript has 3 exons. Bases 323 to 3091 code for a protein of 922 amino acids. The record is from RefSeq and is a predicted model, not a curated record. Gene Ontology annotation, biological process: regulation of transcription by RNA polymerase II.